ACGUGUUACUAUCCCAAGUAAAGCUUCGCUAAAGAGAAAAUAAAAUUCCCCAAGCAGAUCUGGAUGAAGAAAGAAGGCAUAGGAAGGAGUUGUGCUGUUAAAAAGAAUUUCGUGCUGUCCUUUGCUUGACCAGGAUCCUGCGAAAAUAUGGGGACAGUAGAGAAGGUGUUCUGCAGAAUUUUGCUGAUGCUUCUUUUACUGCAGUGUGAAAUAGGUUGGACACAAGAAGCAGUCGGUUCUCCAGCUUUUAUAGAAAGUACCUGCCUCUCCAGCAUAUUUUGGAUGAAGCUAGACAAGUCCUUUCUUCAGAAGAAGUUUUUCAAGAUAGAAGUAAUUGACCCAUCUGGUGUUCCAUUUUUGGUGGACCAGAUGUUGGGAGCUCGUUGUGGCUAUACUCUGUCGAAGGAUGUAUGGGGAAACCCCAUCUUCAGGGCUUCUUUCCUUGGCUGUCACGUUAUAAAUGAGAAAGAUGAACAGUUCUCUCUUACUGUAAACAUCAAAGUAUCGUUAUAUGAAGACCUGCGGGCGGCUGCCGUUUACCAGCAUCCCAUGCACUGCUAUUUCACAUGGGCUCCAAGGGAAAUUCUGUGUGAAGAGAAUUACAUGGAGGAAGUGUCCUUUGAGAGAAUCCAAGCUAGAUUUGAUCUGGACUUGAAAAAAAUAACCACUCUAGAGACGCUGAAUACCUUUUCUAUUAGGUGUAAUUUUCAGUCCUCAGAAUUCAUAGUGUGCUAUCCUAAUGGAACUGUUACUGUAUUGGCUCACAUGAAGACUGUUCCAUCCAUUGACAUGGGCAAAACAAGACUGAAGGAUAAGAUUUGUAAGCCUCGAGAAUAUACAAAGAACCAAGCUUUAUUUCAAUUUCAAGUUUCUACUUGUGGCACUUCCUUAAUGUUUAAUGAUGAGCACCUUAUUUAUGAAAAUGAAAUAUCCUUUGAAAAAGAAACUCUUCCAAUACAGAAUCGACCAAUUAUCACAAGAGAUCCAGGAUACAGACUGACUGUCUUGUGCUACUAUCCAAUCAAAGAGUCCCUGAUGCAAAGUGCUAUGUUCUAUGGUUCCUCAUCCAAAACGUUACCUUUUGGUUCUGGUACAAUGAUGUCUUGGCCUAAUAACGAAGGCCUUAUAAGGACAAGACAAGUUCUAAAUAUCCAGGCAAAUAUAUUCAAAGAUGAAUCAUUCACAGAAGCCUAUAAGUCUCAUUCAUUAAUUUUCAAGAGUUCAUGGGAACCUAUAUUUUUUGAAGUAGAAUUAAAAGAUGAAGCCCCUAAUAUUGAACUAUUUUUGGAAAACUGCUGGAUAGCACAAUCUGAAGAAAUCAACAGCAUUCCUCACUGGAACUUUAUUGUAGAUGGGCAAGUAACACUCCAGAAUUAUUUGUAAUUAUUUAGAUUAAAUCUACCCUGUUUCCCUGAAAAUAAGACCUCCCCAGAUAAUAAGCCC
Thamnophis sirtalis is the source of this 1443-nucleotide messenger RNA. NCBI's taxonomy places the organism in Eukaryota, Metazoa, Chordata, Lepidosauria, Squamata, Natricidae. The record is from RefSeq and is a predicted model, not a curated record.